AUGACAGAGAGCAAUACUAACAUAUUCUUUUCAUUAAUAAAGAAUCAAGUAGUAAGGCUAUCGAUAUUUAGUUUUAUAAAUGGUAUCAAUAUUGCAAAGAGUGGUUAUUCGCUUUCAUUUAAGAAUCUUAAGAUUGAUUGGAUAUGUCAGAGUGGAAAUCUACAAUUGCUAACGGAUAAAUUCAAAUAUGACUCAAAUAGCUAUCUGUCACCUGCAUCACUCUGUUCAUUCUCGCAGAAAAACAAAGAUUUAGAGCGUUUCAAACUUUUUGCGUACAAGUUGGCGGUCGAUGAAUUCAAAGCACCAUUUAACGUCAUUCAUCUGCUAGACUACUGUUGCUUAGGUAGUAGUGUUGAAAUAGUAUCCUAUCUAAUAGAGAGCGAAGAAGUAAAGAAUUGGUUUGGUAAAAACUAUGAAGUUACUGAUAUCUCGAUUCUAAACGCAAAAACAUCAAACAACAACCAAUUAUUACAAUAUCUUCAAACAAAAAGAGGAAUCAUCAGACAAUAA
Messenger RNA from Heterostelium album PN500, 510 nucleotides. RefSeq lists its product as uncharacterized. Bases 1 to 510 code for a protein of 169 amino acids. The record is from RefSeq and is a predicted model, not a curated record. The transcript has a single exon. Lineage: Eukaryota; Evosea; Eumycetozoa; Acytosteliales; Acytosteliaceae.